Molecule: messenger RNA, 1053 nt
Organism: Corticium candelabrum
Lineage: Eukaryota; Metazoa; Porifera; Homoscleromorpha; Homosclerophorida; Plakinidae
Exons: 5
Coding region: 54-944 (296 amino acids)
Biological process (GO): positive regulation of canonical NF-kappaB signal transduction; humoral immune response
Source: RefSeq, a predicted model, not a curated record
GACGUGGCCACAUAGAAAGUUCAGCUCUAGAGAGGAACUUUCGCGCCAUCGCGAUGGCGGGACAGCCCGAAGACAGCCGGCGUUCGAGACACGAGAACACGACGAACACGACGAACACGACGAAUACGACUUCUAUCGAGCAGAAAAAUACGGGAAUGAAUACUAACGUUUUUGUAUCGGGUUGUGGCAACGUGCUAGUAGGAAACGGCCAAACCAUGACCGUCAACAGUGAGCAUGUUCAUUACCACAAUGAACCAUCACAUAAUUUUCAUUCUUCUCGUGGACAACACAACAGAGGUUAUAGUCAUGGAUAUGGUCGAGCUCAGCCGGCACCUUGGCAUGAUGACAGACAGAGAGAACAAGCUCGGGCUGCACCAGCUGCUCGUACUGUUGUACCAUCGCAUGAGAGAGACAGUGCUCCUGCAACCAAGUCUUGCUUCAUUUCCUAUUUUGCCGAGAACGACACGGAUCGAAACCGCGUCCUCUGGCUAGCCGAUAGUCUACGCAACGCUGGCAUCAACACAAUGGUCGACAUCUACCAAGAAGACGACCCACCAGAGAGCUGGCCACAGUGGAUCGAACAACAGAUAAUGACAAAAGACGUUACUCUCCUCAUCUGUUCUCUAAAAUUCAACGAGAUGCGUAUGCAACAAGCCUGUGUCCAUGACAAGGGGCGAGUGCACUUUGAAGGUACCAUCAUGUACAGCCUGCUGUCGAAGGCGACACCGAAGAGAUUCAUUCCUGUGUUUCUGGGUGAAGACAAUCCACCAAAAGUCGAGUUUAUUCCGCCAUCUUUGCAGGCAACAACAGUCUAUCACUUGAAGGUGAUGCCGCCUGUGCUGAGCCAACCGGGUCACGAAGAUUUCACUUCGUUGUAUGCGUUUCUGACCGGCCAGAACCGAGCGGCUGCUCCUCCAAUUGGAAGAAUCGUUCGACUGUCGUGAGGAUUUUGAUUAAUUGUUUGUAGGGUAGGCUGUGCUUUGAACGUUUAUAUUGUGCUCGUGGUAGCAAUUAUUGUAUCUCAGUUUGUAGUGAGGACUUUGAUAGUAUUGA